CUGCGGUCCGCUGCUCGGGACAAAACAGCGACUCCUUAGACUACCAGAUCGGCCCAGGUCGCGCCCCAAUCUCCGCCUUCCCUCGCUCCCUCCGCCUGCACGGCCACCGGCGCCGCCACAAGCCGGUGCGGAGAAGAUGAUCGUGUGUGUCGCCGUCGUCGGCCAUCAGAACAAUCCUCUGUACCUGCAGAGCUUCACGGAGGCGGACGACGCGCUGAAGCUUCACCACAUUGUCCAUUGCUCCUUGGACGUCGUCGACGAGAGAGUGAACAACCCAAAGAAAAGUGGACCUACAUUGAAUGAGACAUUUCUUGGUAUGUUAUAUCCAACAGAGAACUACAAAGUGUAUGGUUAUCUAACCAACACAAAGGUGAAAUUUCUUAUGGUUACGACUGAUCUAGAUGUCAAAGAUGCAGAUGUCAGAAGUUUCUUUAGGAGGUUUCAUGCUGCGUACGUGGAUGCUGUUUCCAACCCCUUCCAUGUUCCAGGGAAGAAGAUAACCUCCAAAGCCUUUGCGGAAAGAGUCAGUGGUAUCGUCAAAUCGUUCGGACCCGUAACCACUGGGUAAAUGGCCUUUCUUCUGCAUCGACUAAGCUUGUGAAAUUUGAAACAAUUGGAGUAUAUGCUCUUAGUUUCUUCUGUUCCAUGGUUGGUUUGUGUGGUUUUGACCAAUAUAUUUCAACCAUUGAUAUACAAAUAUAUGUUGUAGAAUUUCACA
Messenger RNA from Musa acuminata AAA Group (dessert banana), 718 nucleotides. RefSeq lists its product as uncharacterized. Gene Ontology annotation, biological process: endoplasmic reticulum to Golgi vesicle-mediated transport. The coding region runs from base 137 to 568 and encodes 143 amino acids. Lineage: Eukaryota; Viridiplantae; Streptophyta; Magnoliopsida; Zingiberales; Musaceae. The record is from RefSeq and is a predicted model, not a curated record. The transcript is spliced from 5 exons. Gene Ontology annotation, cellular component: TRAPP complex; nucleus; cytoplasm.